AUGGAGAAUCGUCCACCUGGACCACUAUCACCCACAGACCAUGGCGAAGGCACACGCAUAGCCUUUGCAAACUCCAUACCGAUCGACCCCACCUCAGCUCAGUCGACCGAUGCUGCCGACACGAUUGACACGGACGAACUCACCGAGGCCGAAAGUCUCGCUCGCUCAAAGUCCACCAAACGCCUUCGUGCCCGGCCCACUCAUGAAGGGCUUACCAUCAAUACCAAACCCACCACCCAGGAUGACGAACGACUUCACGCCAUCGUUGGACAACACCUUGCUGUCACCCCCUCGAUCCCAAAGGCCACAGCUAUGCCUUCGCCCGUCGUUCCUCCAACUCCUUCGCCCGUCGUUCCUCCAACUCCUUCGACGGUUCACAACCUUACGUCGCCACUCGGCCCUUUGGAACGCAUCCCCAUGGACGACGGUGGCAGCAACAUAGCGCGCACUGGUGCAAAUCGACAGUCCCUGUCCUCCUUUGCAACCUCGACCACCCUUUCCGCACCCUCAGGUCUCAUAGGCAAUGGGGCUGACGGCGAUCCACGCGACGAUGCUACAGGAUUGAUGAAGGAAGAGCCUGCUGUCGCCCCAUCGUCCCACUUCAACCUCCUCGGCGCAGAUGUCUCCAAUGACGUCUACAAAUGGCACGAGAAGGAGCAGCGCCGCCAGAUGCUAGGAGGUCGCUCUCAGACCUACCACGCAGCGCCGACCAGUGACGACCCGGACAUUGCCAAUAUCAGAGCCCCUGGUGGAUUCCGACGCCAUUUCAUGCAAGCCGAUGCGGCAGCCCGCGGGGAACCGGCCCCACAUUUGCCCACAAAGUCGUUUAUUCAAUUCUUGGGGCUCUUCAACAUGUACGAGAUGGACCAUUUUGCGGGAGAGAACUUUCAUUCGAUCCCCAGGCGGUCAAUUGUGGUACCCAAGGAUGCAGACAAGAGGAGGAAGAGUCUUUCGGAGACUCUGCAUAGCAACAGGAAGGUGUACCACCCGGGCCAACCGAUAGAUGAUGAUGAGUUGGUGAUUGAGGAGCCAGAUGAGUUGAUCUCCUUUGGCAAAGCUGUCGGCAUGCUGUUCAAAACGUUUAUCGCGAGUGGAAUCCUGUUCUUGCCGAACGCGUUCAAGAAUGGCGGUAUUCUGUUUGCGUCUCUGGUCAUGACCUUGAUUGCAGUCUUGUGUCUUCACUCGUUCUUGUUGCUGGUCAAGUGUCGCGAGCUCCACCCCGGAUCGUAUGGUGACAUUGGACAGGCCUUCUAUGGACGCUGGAUGCGGUACAUCGUUCUCUUUGCCAUUGCCAUCUCCCAGUUUGGUUUUUGCUGCGGUUACUGUAUCUUCUUUGCACAACAGUUCGCAGCGGUGGUUGACAACAUGGGAGGCGCCAACUUGAACAGAAUUGUAUGGAUCGCCAUUUUCUUUGUGAUCCUGAUUCCUUUCACUAUGAUCCGCAACAUUGGACGGUUGGGCUUCAGCGCGGUUGUAGCCGAUAUUUGCAUUAUCGUCGGUCUGAUCUACUUGUACGCCUACGACAUCAAACAGCUGGUCAUCCACCAGGGAUCGCCUACCCCACUGCAGUUGUUCAACAGCAAGGACUUUGGACUCUUCGUCGGCACAGCGGUGUUCUCGUAUGAGGGUAUUGGCAUGGUGAUCCCGAUCUGCAGCAGCAUGGCCAACCCCAAACAGUUCCCCCGCGCAUUGACCAUCGUUCUGUCCGUCGUCUGUGUCCUCCUCGUCAGUUUCGGAGCCCUCGGUUACGCAGCCUACGGGGAUUCCGUCCAAACCAUCGUCCUCGACAACCUACCCAACUCCACAGGCGGCGAACAAGCCGGCAAGAACGCGAUCCAAAUCCUCUAUGUUAUCGCCAUCUUCCUCACCACACCGCUGAUGCUCUUCCCAUGCAUCCGCAUCAUAGAGCAUGCCAUCUUCUCGGUCCUCGGCGAUAAGGACGUGGGAACUACGAGGAGGAUAGUCAAGGAGAAUGUGAUCCGGAUCGUGAUUGAUUUUUUAGUUGCUGCGGUGGCCUAUGCCGGAGUUUCUGAGACCAAGGGUGCGUAG
Molecule: messenger RNA, 2049 nt
Organism: Linnemannia hyalina
Lineage: Eukaryota; Fungi; Mortierellomycota; Mortierellomycetes; Mortierellales; Mortierellaceae
Source: the annotation of a GenBank genome assembly